GUUGUUUAAACGAUUUUGGUGAAGUUUUGAAAAUACAUUUAAACAACACCAUUGUUGCUUCUGAGUUAUCUCUAACAUUAUGAAUUCUAAUGAUAUUAUCACCUCCUAGGAUGCUUACAGUAAAAGAAACAACAGUUUUAAUUUUUUUCUUACUGGUCUUAAUAAGCCCAUUCAGAAAUAUCUCCCAAUAAUCUCUUCACUGAAGGUCCCUACAGGCACACGAGACACUGCUAUAUGCUUCUGCAUAUCUUUGGCGAAUAUAGAGCUCAUCACAUAAAAACAAAAAGAUGAUGAACCUAAAUCUUCAAAUUGCAAUGCGAUCUCUCGCGGAAGAAUCAAAACCUUGAAGUUGCUGUACUUUUCUUUUCUGUAUGGUUCUCUGAGUGGGACUAAGUAUUAUUUAUAAUAUUUUUUUUGUAAUUACUACUAUUUUUAUUUUUUUAUUUUUUUUUAUUUUAAAAACAUAAUAUAACUUGAUAAUAUUUUGUUUCUUUUUAUAAAAGAUAUCAAAUUUGAAAUAACACAAUCCUAUUGGUUGGUGAACCUAAAGAUUCAAAAUAAACCCAAGAAUAAGUCAAUAAAGAACAACAAUAUUUAUUUGAUAUAUGUUUUCAUAAAUUAUAUGUAGAUAAAAUACAAAGCACAACGGUGCACACCAGCAUAUGCAACGUUAAAGUUUAGAUUUUAAAAUAAUAAAAAACCAUAAUACAUUUUUAACCGUAGAUUUUAAGUUACAUAGGGCCGGCCCGCUGCGGAAGCAACGUAAGCGACGGCGUAGGGCACACAACGUGUUUCAAUUUUUUUUUACAGCUAAAUUUGUUCACUAACUUUUAAAAAAAAAUCAUCCAGCUGAUUAAAAUGCACAUUUUAAUUUUGGAUUAGGGCAUCUAAUAGUAAUGGAACUCGUACGAUGAAACUUUGAAUUUUGUGAAAGAAAACUCCAAUAAGUUAAUAUAAUCAUGUUAUUGGAUAAUGUACAUAAAUUUUAAAGGUGACUGUUUAUGAGGAAACAAAUCAGAUAUGCACGAUUUUGUUUCCUACAAAUGGCUAAUUUUACCAAUUUAUAUUUAAGUUGUUUAGAUUGUUUUCCUUCGAGUGUGUAUUAAAAAUUUAUUCAAAAGUAUGUGGUUCAUUGAAUAUUGAUAUUUACAAUGAACACGUUUCAUACAUAGAUGAAAUAUAGAUAUUAACCUAAAAUAACCUUAACAAAAAUUAAAAUACAAUAACUUUCAAAUCAAUAUUCAUAUUAUUAGUAUAUAUAAUAAUACUUAGUCCCACUCACAUUUACAAUCGGCUUUCCAAAACUUUGUGCUACAUUAUGUUUCAUCUUUCAAUGGCCAACACUAAACAAAAACCAGUUUCAAUCUUAUUGCUUACUACAUUUUGCUUCUUGUCGUUAUACUUUGUGAAAAAUCAAGCCUUCUCAAAAGUCUCAUAUCCAUCUACCUUAGGUCUAAACCAAGAGAAACUAACACAUCUUCACUUUUACUUCCACGACAUGUAUGGUUACAACCCAACAUCAGUGGAAGUAGCAGAAGCCGCACAAACAAACACAUCUAAAACAUAUUUUGGUUCCAUGUUCGUAAUGGAUUGUCCUAUAACUACACUUCCUAAUAUAAGCUCCAAUAUAAUAGGGUAUGCACAGGGUAUGACAGCAUCUGCAUCUCAAACCGAAUUGGGAUUGUUGAUGAUUCUCCAUUUUGUGUUUACGGAAAGAGAAUAUAAUGGAAGCACGAUUAGCAUUCUUGGACGUAACCUUGUGUUUGAGAAUGUUAGGGAGAUGCCUGUUGUUGGAGGCAGUGGCCUGUUUCGAUUCGCUAGAGGAUAUGCUGAGGGAAAGACGUAUUCAUUAGAUGUGAAAUCUGGAAAUGCAACUCUUGAAUAUAAUGUAUUUAUCUUGCAUCCUUGAUGUAUUAUACAAUAAUGUUAAAGCUAAACUAUUUUAUUAUCGUUGAUUCCGCUAAUUUUUUUGAUAAUUACAGUGAUGAUAUUUCAUAAUUUAUAAAUUUGUUUUACGUAAAUUAAUGUCACUAUGUCCUAAUUUGGAGAACAAUAGUCACAUUGAGAAAA
Molecule: messenger RNA, 2070 nt
Organism: Brassica napus (rape)
Lineage: Eukaryota; Viridiplantae; Streptophyta; Magnoliopsida; Brassicales; Brassicaceae
Product: dirigent protein 22
Exons: 1
Coding region: 1319-1909 (196 amino acids)
Source: RefSeq, a predicted model, not a curated record